UGAAAUAAAAUAAAGUUGUUAAUAUCUAAUCUAUGCUUCUUAGUUCUUAUGAUUACAAUUUUUCCCGCAAAAAAUAAAAUAAUAUAACCUCACCAAUAAAAUUGUAAUCAAACAUUUUUAUCGUUUAUCGAUCUUGUUAUAUUACGUUGGGAUAUAAAAGUAUUGAGAAAUCAUAAUAAAAAAUGUCAACAACUGAAACGGAAGAAAUGGACAUUGUUUUAACCGACGAUCAACCAAGUACUAGUUCAAGUUCCUCUGCUGAUAUAAGAAAAAACAAAACCGUUCCAUGGAUAGAAAAAUAUAGACCGCAAACCUUUCAGGAAAUAGUGGGAAACGAAGAUACAGUCCAUAGACUUUCGAUUUUCGCUAAAAAAGGAAAUGUUCCGAAUAUUAUUGUUGCUGGUCCUCCAGGAGUUGGUAAAACAACAACCAUAUUAUGUCUUGCCAAAAUAUUAUUAGGAAAUUCAUUCAGAGAUGCAGUUUUGGAAUUGAAUGCAUCAAAUGAUAGAGGAAUCGAUAUUAUCAGAAAUAAAGUGAAAAUGUUUGCUCAACAAAAAGUAACUCUUCCCCCUGGACGACAUAAGAUUGUUAUUUUGGAUGAAGUAGACAGUAUGACAGAUGGGGCUCAGCAAGCAUUGAGGCGAACCAUGGAGAUUUACAGUAAUACAACAAGAUUUGCUCUAGCUUGCAAUUAUAGUGAGAAAGUUAUAGAACCCAUACAAUCAAGAUGUGCUGUUCUGAGGUAUUCCAAAUUAUCAGAUGCUCAAGUAUUAGCUAGAACGUUGCAGAUUUGUCAAAAGGAAAAUGUCAAUUAUACACAAGAUGGUCUGGAAGCUAUAGUGUUCACAGCUCAGGGUGAUAUGAGGCAGGCGUUAAAUAAUCUUCAGUCAACACAUAAUGGUUUUGAAAUUGUUAAUUCUCAAAAUGUUUUUAAAGUUUGUGAUGAGCCCCAUCCCAUGCUCAUCAAAGAUAUGUUGAUAAAUUGCAAAGAGGGUGAUAUAAGAAGAGCAUAUAAGGUGAUUGAACACUUAUGGGGUUUAGGUUAUGCAGCAGAAGAUAUAAUAAAAAAUAUUUUCAAAGUAACAAAAACAAUGGACUUGGAAGAAGCUCUCAAAUUAUCUUUCAUAAAAGAAAUUGGCACGACUCAUAUGAGAAUUGCAGAUGGAUUAUGUACUUUGAUCCAAAUGUCUGGAUUACUAGCCAGAUUAUGUUCUGCUGCUAAAAGUCAUUAAUUUUAAACAUGUUUCUUUUUCCCUAAAAAUUCAAAUAAUACUCUCUUAUCAAACUGGUAAUUCGUGGUCAUUGAAAUUUUUCAAGUUUCUUUGA
Messenger RNA from Harmonia axyridis, 1326 nucleotides. RefSeq names its product replication factor C subunit 2 (gene RfC4). Gene Ontology annotation, cellular component: nucleus; DNA replication factor C complex. The record is from RefSeq and is a predicted model, not a curated record. The coding region runs from base 183 to 1232 and encodes 349 amino acids. Gene Ontology annotation, biological process: DNA repair; DNA-templated DNA replication. Gene Ontology annotation, molecular function: DNA clamp loader activity; ATP binding; ATP hydrolysis activity. The transcript is spliced from 7 exons. NCBI's taxonomy places the organism in Eukaryota, Metazoa, Arthropoda, Insecta, Coleoptera, Coccinellidae.